AUGCGCGACCCUCAAUGUUUCAUGUUCUCUUGGGAACUUGAUGAAAGAUUGCCUUUAUGCCGCCGUUUUGCUCAAGGUGGAUUAGAAAAUUGCCAGUUGAAUUCUACAAAGUCGCUCAUUUAUCGCUCAGGAUGGCUAGAGAAUUUUAAUGCCACACUUGGAACUCUAAUAACUGUUGAAGAGGUUGAAGAUGCACUUUUGUUGGGAUUUCAGAAUGGAACAAUUCAAAGAGUUGUUGCAAAUAUUGCUACUAUAGUGGAAGGGCAGAAACAAUAUCAAGCCACUACUCUUUGGAAUAUUACUUUAGAAAAUAACCAAUUUAGUCACCUUGGAAUGAUUUUGGAUGGAAAUAAUCAUUUGAUUUUUGCAAAUAAAAAUAAAGUCCGAAAAAUGAAUUUAAGUUGCCCUACAAUGUAUCCUCAAUGUGAGGAUAUUGCUUGGAAUGAUCCUCUCAAUUGUAUUUGGUGUGCUUUCCCAAAUGAAACUGGAUUAACCAUAGCAAAAGAACAGAUGUUGGAGAUGUGUCAAUCUAUCGGCGGGUUUGCACUUGAUACUUGUCCACCAUUAGUUAAUGAGGUAACCAGAGAAGAGAGUGGAACAUUAACUAUUUGGGGAAAACGACUGAACACAAUGAAAAAUCUCAAUAUUUCUUUUUGCCGAAAACCAUGCACAAUUGAUAAACAACUACCUGACACAAUACGCUGUAAAAUGAAUUUGCCGUUUGGUCAUUGUAAAACACUCUCACUUGAAGGCAUAUUUGGCUCUGCAAAUAAUUUUACAAUUAUCCAUGAUCUAAGUAAACAACACAAUCAAAUUAGCGAUGGAAAGAUUCACCCAAGUUAUGUUAUGCGUGCAAUUUUAGUCAUUUUAGCUGUUGUGCUUAUUUCUAUUGCUUUGGUUGUUAUAUAUUGCAGUCUUUAUCCAAAAUAUGCAAAGAGAUUAAUCGACUUGGCCUUCUUUCGGAGUGCCAAUAACAGAGGUAAGAUAAAUAAAGAUAAAGUUAUUCCUGUCCUCUAUAGUUUAUCGGGAGUAUAA
This is a messenger RNA of Meloidogyne enterolobii, 1035 nucleotides long. The record is from the annotation of a GenBank genome assembly. NCBI's taxonomy places the organism in Eukaryota, Metazoa, Nematoda, Chromadorea, Rhabditida, Meloidogynidae.